AUGGCGCCGACAGCAGCGGCGCCAGAGGUGGCACUGCGGUCCGGGAACGCCAGGCCUAUGCCAGCGAUUGGCAUGGGCACGUCCAAGUACCCGCUGGUGCCGGAGACCACGAGGGAUGCCGUGCUUGCGGCCGUGGAGGUCGGCUUCCGCCACUUCGACACGGCCUCCCUAUACGGGUCGGAGCGGUCGGUGGGUGAGGCCGUAGUGCAGGCACUGCGGUGCGGGCUGGUGGCGUCCCGGGAGGAGGUGUUCAUCACGUCCAAGCUCUGGUGCACGCAGUGCCACCCACACCUGGUGCUCCCGUCCCUCCGGGAAAGCCUCCAGAACCUGCAACUGGAGUACGUGGACCUAUACCUGGUCCACUUGCCUGUCUGCCUGAAGCCUGGGCCAGCAGCGUUCCCGGCGAAGCGGGAGGACGCCAUGCCAUUUGACUUUGAGGGUGUGUGGCGGGAGAUGGAGGAGUGCCACCGCCUCGGGCUCGCCAAGGCCAUCGGCGUCAGUAACUUCACCACCAGGCACCUAGACAAGAUCCUUGCAGCUGCCACUGUCCCACCAGCAGUCAACCAGGUGGAGUUAAACCCAGCCUGGCAGCAGAGGAAGCUGAGGGCGUACUGCGCUGAGAAGGGCAUCCACGUCACGGCGUACUCGCCAUUGGGUGGGCAAAAAUGGUCUGGAACAGAGGGCAACGCCGUGCUGGAAUCUGAGGUGCUGACGGAGAUUGCCAAGUCUAGAGGAAAGAGCAUCGCACAGGUAGCGUUGAGGUGGAUUUAUGAACAAGGAGUGAGCCCCAUCGUCAAGAGCUUCAGCAAGGAGAGGCUCAAACAAAACCUUGAGAUCUUCGACUGGGAGCUGACUGAUGACGACCUCGUCAAGAUCUCUCAGAUUCCACAGAAGAAGAUUGUCAUUGCUGCCAACGGAAUCUUCUCGACAGAGGGGGAGUUCACUUCAGUUGAUCUUUUAGACAUCGAAAUUGUCGAGGAAUAGAAUUAGGUGCAUAGAACGCCUGCCUGCAUCACUGUUUGCUUUAAACUGCAGGAGCUUCCUUACCGAGCGAGAACAAUUAAAGGAGUGUUCAGUCCGUGUUAUGCUUCGGUAUGUUGGACAUGUAUAUUGAGCAACACCUCCUGUUAAAGAGAAGCAAACAUCAUGAGAACCCAAA
Molecule: messenger RNA, 1159 nt
Organism: Lolium rigidum
Lineage: Eukaryota; Viridiplantae; Streptophyta; Magnoliopsida; Poales; Poaceae
Product: deoxymugineic acid synthase 1-D-like
Exons: 4
Coding region: 1-984 (327 amino acids)
Cellular component (GO): cytosol
Molecular function (GO): aldose reductase (NADPH) activity
Source: RefSeq, a predicted model, not a curated record